Colossoma macropomum (tambaqui) is the source of this 3244-nucleotide messenger RNA. Its product is annotated as von Willebrand factor A domain-containing protein 5A-like. Bases 79 to 2430 code for a protein of 783 amino acids. Lineage: Eukaryota; Metazoa; Chordata; Actinopteri; Characiformes; Serrasalmidae. The transcript is spliced from 20 exons. The record is from RefSeq and is a predicted model, not a curated record.
GUCUGGCAGGACCGCCCUCUUACAUGACAACAAGGAAAAAAGCUCCGGUUAGAACCGACAGACCCAGCUGCUGAAGAGAUGGGGUCUGACUGUUCUCAACCACAAGAAUCCAGAAGCCAGGCACGUCGCCGUAGCCCAGGAUAUGUUAUCGUAGACAGGAACAGCUGCGGCCUAAUAAUGGAGAAAGCCCAGCGAGUUCACCUGAAGAGUGUGGAGGUGGAGGUGCAAGUGAAGGGGUAUGUUGCCACGGUAACGUCCACCCUGCAGUAUGUGAAUGAGGAGGAACUUCCAGUGGAGGCCCUGUUUGUGUUCCCGUUACCUGCAGAAGCAGCUCUCUGUCACUUCAGCACCAAGAUUGCUGACCAGGAGCUGGUGGCCGAGGUGCAUGAGAAACAGAAGGCCCAGGAGAUGUACGAUGACGCCUUAAGUUCGGGACAGCAGACAUUUUUUUGGGGGGAGACGGAAGAGAGCCCAGGUGUCUUCCGGCUGGCUGUGGGGAACCUGCCUCCUAAAGAAAGUGCUGCUGUGACUCUCAUCUACGUGACUGAGCUGGCUGUGCAGGUGGAUGAUGGUCUGCGCUUCUGUCUGCCAGCAGUGCUCAACCCACGAUAUGCGCCCAGCAACAUCGUUGCUUGUGCAAGUAAGGUGCCUUAUACUUUGUCCCUUGGCGUCCACAUCACCUCAUCCAUCCCCGUUUCUAGAGUAGAGUCCAGCUGCUCUCUGGAGCCACUGAUCUACCUCAACACAGCUCAGACUCAGGCAAAGGUGAGUCUCUCUCCAGGACACAAGUUCGACAGGGAUGUGGAGAUAUUGCUUUAUUACCAGGAUGCCCAUCAGCCCACUGCCAUAGUAGAGGCAGGACUUUCUAACGCCAAACCAGGUUCUCUGAUGGGCGACUCUUUGGUCAUGCUUAGUCUAUUCCCAGAAUUCCCUGCAGAGGUGGUAUCUUCUUUUGGAAAACGUGGAGAGUUUAUUUUAGUGAUGGAUCAGUCUGGCAGCAUGGCGGGGUCUUUAAUGAGAAGUGCCAAGGAAACUCUUCUCCUGCUGCUGAAGAGUCUUCCCCUGGGCUGCUACUUCAACAUCUAUGGCUUUGGCUCUGACUUCAAGUCCUUUUUCCCUAAGAGUGUGGAAUAUACUCAGAAGACAGUGGAACUGGCUGUAAAGAAAGUGGAGGCUAUGAAGGCAGACAGGGUUGGUACAGAUAUUCUGAGACCAUUGGAGCACAUCUAUAAGCGAGAUCAUCUUCCAGAUCAACCCAAACAGGUGUUUCUUUUCACUGAUGGAGAUGUACCGAAUACCAAAGAGAUCCUGGACCUGGUCAGAACUCACUCUAGAUCCCACAGGUGCUUCACCUUCGGCAUCGGGCAGUUUGCCGGCACUGCGCUGAUCACUGGAAUGGCCAGAGAAGGACGUGGCUUUGCCCAGUUCAUCACAAGCAAUGACCGACUGCAGCUCAAAGUGAUGCAGUCCCUCAGCUUCGCCCUGCAGCCCUCUGUUGUUGACAUCUCUGUGAAAUGGACCCUUCCAGAGGGCGUGUCCAUCACUGCUUUGUCUCCUCCCCUCAAUGUUCUCUUUCAGGGUCAGAGGGCACUGCUGUACGCCCAGCUCACAGGAGAGAGCUCUGAGAACGAUGAAGGAACUGUGACUGUGCACUACAGUCUGGAAGGACAACCAGUGACAAACCAGUUUACUUUCUGCCUUAAAGCUGCUGAGGACUCAGGGCUGGGAUUUCAUAGGCUGGCUGCUCGUUCCUUGAUCCGAUCUCUGGAAAUGGAGGUGAAGGAAAUGAAGGACGAGAGCUUAAGAGAAAAGGUGGUGGAGCUCAGUGUGCAGACGGGAGUGAGCAGCUCUUUCACUGCUUUCCUCACCGUCCACAAGGGCAGCGGACAGCCAGUGAAAGGACCACUGGUGAGGGAUGCAAUACCAGCAUCAUAUCUAGAAUAUGAUGAAGAGUAUGAUUCACAUCCCAGACACCAAGGAAAGCCCCAUGAACUCUUCAUACCAUCAAGAUACCAUUCCCCUGAAUGUGAAUAUUCAAUCAGGGCAUCAGCUUCACCACACCGUUCCGCCCAGAAGGACCCCUACUUGGAUCUGGUUUCUCUUCAGAAAGCUGCAGGGAACUGGGAUUUGGAGGCCAAACUCUUCGAUGUGGUUGGCAAGACAGAAGAGGAACUGGCCAAGCAGAAGCCUCCACAGGUGGACAGUGCAAUGUGGGCCACAGUUCUGGCUCUGAUCUGGCUUUACGGCUUCAGGACGGCUGAACAGGAAGAGUGGAAGUUUAUUGCCAUGAAGGCCACAUCCUGGAUCCGUUCUCAGAAAGUGGGGAACCUGUCUGAGUGUGUCCAGGCUGGAAAUGCUGUGCUGGGGUGUCAGGUGGAAGAAGAGUGUAUGACCUACAUCUGUCCACGACACUGCCAUUACUACCAUUAAGCUCACACUCCCAGACCCAUUCUUGUUGGUGUCAUGCCUGCUAGAGACUCGUCUAGGGUGACAGACUACAUUUCCCAGCAUAACCUGGGAGAUCACGUGACGGCAGACUUCCCUAUGGAGUCGGAAUCCCUCGUGGACUCCAUUACCCUGAUGUGACCAGUGACGAUCUGCCUCGCACCUAUCAGCGUUAACAAUCACCUGAAUUCUGAAUAUUUUCACCUGUUUUUGAGUCAUAUGACUAGUGUAGUUUAAUAUAUUAGCCCGGGCUUUAGCUUAGGAUCUUUGCGAGGUAUUGUUUCUCUCUUGAACUUACUGAGCGUUUUCUCUGGUUUGCUAUACUCUGUUUUGACCCUGAUCUCGUUUUGUUUGACUAUGUUUUUGCCUGCUCCUUUUGUACCGUUGCUUGUUUAUUGGAUUCAUGAUUUUGACCUUUUUGCCUGCCUUUUUGACUCUGCCUUUUGUCUCGCCCUCUGAACUUGUUUGCCUGUGGUGAUGAUCACCUUCGUGAUCAUCUAUCGCCUUUUGGUUUUGACCCACGCCUGUACUUCAACUACGACUUUGCCUAGUGUUAAUAAAGCCUGUACUUUCACUUUUAUCUGCCCGCAUCUGAACCUUGCUGACAGGUUACAGUUGGAAGUAGUUUCAUCAGUAUUUAAAGGGAAUUUACUGUUUACAGACCAUUCGGCCAAAGUAGUUCAGAGUCAGAGUUUCAGACUUUUAAAUGACUCCUUUGGCUUUGAGUGACUCUGUACCUUAAUAAUGUUAUUUAUCAAAACAAAUGAUUGAACAUUCCAUUUUGUCACUAACAAAACAA